Cucurbitaria berberidis CBS 394.84 is the source of this 487-nucleotide messenger RNA. RefSeq names its product UcrQ-domain-containing protein. The record is from RefSeq and is a predicted model, not a curated record. The transcript is spliced from 3 exons. Gene Ontology annotation, biological process: mitochondrial electron transport, ubiquinol to cytochrome c. The coding region runs from base 19 to 336 and encodes 105 amino acids. Lineage: Eukaryota; Fungi; Ascomycota; Dothideomycetes; Pleosporales; Cucurbitariaceae.
CCCUCGACAUAUCUCACAAUGGCUGGCGGCGGCUCCGAUCCCAACGCGCGACACAAGGCCACAUGGCACAUUGGCUCAUGGGGUAACCCCUACGAGGGUGGCGGCCGACCCGGCAAGGGCGUUAUCACCUACACUCUCAGCCCCAACCGACAGCGACCCAUGGCCAAUUUCCUCGCGAAGGGCUUCUGGAACGUCAUCCGCCGAUCGAGGAACCAGGUCCUCUUCUUCGUCCCACCCUUUAUUGUCGCAUAUGGAACCAUGCAGUGGGCUAUUGAGAGGAACGAGUACCUGAACUCGAAGCACGGCCGCGCCGAGUUCGCUGACGAGGAGGAGUAAAUAUGUGAAGAGAUGGUGCCGAUGAUGGUGUGAUGAAUGGCGGCUUGUACACUUAGUAGAGCUGGACGUUGGGUCCUUCGCACGACAACUUUCUUCCUCGAGCCGAUGAUUAGAUUGUACAAUCAACAACCGCUUUUGGCAUAACCUCCCA